Messenger RNA from Cladocopium goreaui, 1212 nucleotides. Lineage: Eukaryota; Dinophyceae; Suessiales; Symbiodiniaceae. The record is from the annotation of a GenBank genome assembly.
AUGGUGACGCGCUGCAAAAAGGUCAACGUGGACAUUUACGUUGAUGCGGUGAUCAACCAUGUUGGUGGAGGAAGUGGAGUGGGGAUCGCUGGAAGUCCGUACGGCCAUCGCACCACUGCCAUCUAUGCGCAGGAGGAUUUUCAUCACAAACCAGGAGACUUGAGUGCAGGCUGCAGCAUCACUAGUUACUACGACAAAUACCAGGUCCAGUACUGUGAUUUGGAGGGUCUUCCAGACCUGUGCACCAGCUGCCCCCGCGUCCAGACCCUGGUGUCGCAGUACAUGACCAAUUUGCUGCAGAUGGGAGUAGCAGGUUUCCGCAUCGAUGCUGCCAAGCACCAGGAUGCAGGUGAGCUGAAGCAGCUCUUAGAAAAGGUCCAGGGUGGCAUCCCUUGGCUCUUCGGCGAAGUCAUCUACGGCGCCGGCGAAGCAGUGACGCCAGAGAUGUAUACCGACCUGGGUUUGGUGACCGAAUUCCGCUAUGCGGGGCAGCUGGCGCCCAACAUUUUGGCCGAAGGCAAGUUGCAGUAUUUGAAGACCUUCGGCGAAUCCUGGGGGUUCCUACCCGGUGGCAGUGCAGUGGUUUUCAUGGACAAUCAUGACACGCAACGCGGUGGUGCUUGUGGUGCUAACCUCACCUACAAAAAUGGCGCCCUUUAUACCUUAGCGAAUGUUUUUAUGUUGGCUCAUCCCUAUGGCUAUCCCAAGGUCAUGAGUUCUUACAACUUCGAUGCCCACGACCAAGGGCCCCCAGACGUUCCGGUGCAUGGCAGCGGCCUUGCUUGCUUUCAUGGAUCCUGGGUCUGUGAGCAUCGCUAUCCGGAGAUUGCCAAUAUGGUGGCCUGGAGGCAAGCCGCUGGCACGGGAGCUCCGGAAGUCUUUCAGUCCUCGGAGGAUGGGAAUGGCGCCUUCUUCUGCCGUAGCUCUUCCGCCUGUGUGGCGUUGAAUCGUGGCAGUGGCAACUGGUCGGUUAAAGUGAAAACCACCCUUCCUGCAGGGCAAUACUAUGACGUGCUGCGGGACAUCAACGUUUCGUCAUGUCCAUUCGUCCGGGUUGCGGUCGAUGGCACCGCAGAACUGUUGGUGCCGUCGACCAGUGCCGUAGCUUUUCACGUCAACGCGCGUUCGACCCCGAGAGCACGGCUGCUUGACGACCGGGAUCAAAGGAGUGAAAAGGGAGAGCUUCCGGGCUUCGUUGAACGUCGGGGGUAA